Messenger RNA from Lentinula edodes (shiitake mushroom), 2277 nucleotides. Its product is annotated as Hsp70 protein-domain-containing protein. Gene Ontology annotation, molecular function: ATP-dependent protein folding chaperone; ATP binding. The transcript is spliced from 4 exons. Lineage: Eukaryota; Fungi; Basidiomycota; Agaricomycetes; Agaricales; Omphalotaceae. The coding region runs from base 1 to 1896 and encodes 631 amino acids. Gene Ontology annotation, biological process: protein folding. The record is from RefSeq and is a predicted model, not a curated record. Gene Ontology annotation, cellular component: nucleus; cytosol.
AUGGCUUCAAAUACUCAAAACGGCUCAGCCGAUCCCUCAACGGAGAUAUCAAAUCUCCCUGACGUCGUAGGGAUUAACUUUGGCAACUCUUUUGCAUCGAUCGCGGACGGACAAGCGGAAUGUAUCGCAAACGAAGAUGGAGAACGACAAAUAGCCUGCGCCCUAUCCUUCUUUGGUGAGGAAAUGUAUAUCGGAAGCCCAGCAAAAGCUCAAUUAGUGAAAAACUCCAAGAACACUAUCGUGGGCUUCCGCAAUCUUUUGGGCAAGAAAUUCUCUGAAAUUCCCCAAUCACAAUCGACAGCCUCUGCACCUAUAAUUCAACAUCCAGAAAUACCGGAUGAGCCCGCGUAUAAGGUCGAGAUCCUCCAACCUGCACCUGCACCAUUACCGAAAAGCACUACCGGCACCCCAGCAGCCUCGUCCGCCCCUACUCCUCGCUCGGAACCUAUUCCAGCUGAGCGUGUCCUCACCGUUUCCGAAGUAACUACGAUAUUCCUCAAAUCACUUCUCCAAUCUGCGGAAGACUUCCUUGGGAAAAGGGUUCAGGGUGCCGUUAUCACCGUGCCGUCAGUUUUCACUGAUGCCCAGAAACACGCUCUAGAAAAAGCCGCGAAGGAUGCGGGUAUCAUUGUGUAUCAGCUGUUAGAGGAGCCCGCAGCUGUUGCUGCAGUCACGACUGCUGAGGCAUGGGGUUCAAUGCUUCCUGCGGAUCGUACACAGCUAAUUGUAGAUGUCGGUUCUUCUUCCCUGUCAUUAUCUCUCUUGGCCUUGCGUGAAGGCCUAGCCCACAUCAUCGCCUCAACCUCCUCCACCUCUACAGGCGGCGAUGCCAUCGACUCCAAACUCAUCACUUUCUUUGCUAACGAAUUCACCAAAAAGACUAAAACUCCCUUGACUGUCUGCUCAGAAACCCCUAGUACAGGUGAUGCUCGUGCAGAAGCCAAACUCCGUCUCGCAAUUGAACACACAAAACGCACCAUCAGUGCCUCCCCCAACGCUGCUACGUGCUCUGUCGAGUCACUCAAAGACGGUGUGGAUUUUACCGGAAAUAUUAAUCGUAUGCGAUUUGACAUGCUUGUUCGCCCGAUCUAUGAUUCCGUUGCACGAGCUAUCGUCGAUCUACUCGCGGAAGCGAAAGUCGACCCACACCAGGUUGACGAGAUCGUGUACGUAGGCGGGACAACGUGUUUGCCGGGGCUCGACGAGCAUAUUGGUCUUGCAGGUGGAUUUAGUGAAGGAGUCAACACUCCGUUCAGUAUGGGCACUGUUAUCGGUGGGGGGAUCGGUGAUCCUACGACUGUUCUUGCCCGCGGAUGUGCGGUGCAAGCCGCUUUGAUCGCGUCCUUGUCUAGCGAAGGAGAAGAUGAAGAACUCCGGAAAGCAUUUGAACAUGGUUCGGAUCUGGUAGACGUGAAAACUACAUCGAAGACACUGGGUUUGGUGUUCCCGGACGACUCCGGAAACGAAACCGGUGGAACUUGGAUUCCUCUUGUUCUAGCUGAGACCACACUUCCUGCUAGACGAACAGCGACAUUCGAUAUUGGUCUUUCUGAAGAGUCGAAGAGAUUUGCGUUCGAGCUGUGGGAGGUAUCCGAGGGUAUUCGGGUAGAAAAAAUUUCGCCUGCCAAGGUGUCUCCGUCUGAUGCCGAGGAUGAGGACGAAGAGGAGGAUGAAGAAGAAAUCAAGCACAAGACGAUCACUAAAGAGACUUUGUUGGGUGCUGCCGAAGCAGAGGCUGUGUUAGGGAUCAAAGUAAAGGGACCAUCGAAGGAUGCUGGGAAGUGGACGACUACCGUCGAAGCAACACUUAUUGUUGCUGCAUCUGGUUCUGUGGAUGUAUCCGUGAAGGAGAUUGGCAAAGACGGUGUGGUGGCCACGGUGAAGGUAUCUGCGUAGUAAUGAGACGAGCCGAUUAUAUGGCUUCUCAACGCUGGGUUACAUACACCUUUGUGGGCGCGUUAGAGGUGCAUGUAUGUGGUGGACUCUACUCAAAAUUCCUCGAAUAGAUGCAAUAGAUCUUUCAGAAGGUCGUAUCAGGUUUUGAGAAACGGCAGCAUAUAUGUAUGAGAGUCGAGACCUUAUGAGACCUGCAUCGUAAAAACACCUCUGAGUCUGACGCAAGAACUUACAUUAUUACAUACACUCCUGCACAUCAAGAUUUCACGCUUGAUGAUGUAAAUAUUGGAUGGCUUUCCGACGCCCGUAAGGAUUGUUGGACAGUAUGUACAUUUUUCCUAACAUCCUGAUUCCUGUAAGUGAACUCGUCAGAUCAACCAA